This is a messenger RNA of Mytilus trossulus (common blue mussel), 2370 nucleotides long. RefSeq names its product hemicentin-1-like. The coding region runs from base 1 to 2370 and encodes 789 amino acids. The transcript has 12 exons. NCBI's taxonomy places the organism in Eukaryota, Metazoa, Mollusca, Bivalvia, Mytilida, Mytilidae. Gene Ontology annotation, molecular function: cell adhesion molecule binding. Gene Ontology annotation, biological process: cell-cell adhesion. Gene Ontology annotation, cellular component: plasma membrane; cell-cell junction. The record is from RefSeq and is a predicted model, not a curated record.
AUGUGUUUUUACUACAGCAUAACAGAAAAUUUCACUGAAAGUGCUGAUGUUGUUAUGUACCCACCUUCACCAGCAUACGCUGAUCUCGGUCAACCUCUAACAUUGAUGUGCAAGACAAAUAUAACUGAUCUAUGGAAAAGUACUUCAAUUUACGACGAAACAAAUUCUAAUGGAGUCCCUAAUGUCUUAUAUUUUGAAAAAGCGGUUGAUGAUUGGUUACUAGCUGAGAAAGAAAGGAAAGUGAGACAUAAAGAUAGAUUUUGUGUGCAUGCAAGAGAGAGAGAGGGAGAUAGAAAGAAUGGAUAUUUUACAUACAAAUCUGUAUUAUUUAAGUCAUCACUCUUUAUAUACAAUUUAACAUAUAUUGUAGAAAAAAAUGAGGUUCCGUCGUCUAAUACAAUUCUUAUCACGGCGAAUCCUACAGGACCAAUUAAUUCUGGAGAUACAUUACAUGUGACUUGCUCUUUAUCUGGUGGGAAUCCAUUAGCAAUUCUUACUUGGAAUUGUAGUGGGACUGCUAUCAACAAAUCUUCAGAAAAAUCCGCUUUUCUGGAUAUCGCAUUAACAGUUGGACAACAGGACGAUGGAACAAUCUGUACAUGUUUUGCCAGCCAUCGUAUUGCGUCGUACAACGCUACAGCGGAAAAGGUUAUUAGCCUAAAAGUGUAUUUUCAUCCCGAGGUUACACCGACAAUUACACAAGUUCCAGAGGGAAAUAUCGAUACUGGAGACCUUGUUCUUCUGAAUUGUACUCUGAACGGAGGAAACCCUGUUGUCACUUUAUCAUGGAACUGUAGUGGUAACAAUCACGUGACAAUUUCAGGGAACACCGUAGUUAAUACAAUUGAAUUCAAUGUUAACAGCUCUUACCAUAAUACAGUAUGUACUUGUCUAGCGUCACAAGAUACAAUCGAUAGUUAUUCUGAUAGUGCCAGUCAUAUGUUGAACGUUAUCUAUCCACCAGAAAGUAAUCCUACAAUACAUCAAGCGACACCUGGUCCAGUUGAUUCAGGGAGCUCCGUAUCACUGAUCUACUCACUUUCCGGAGGCAAUCCCUUGGCUUCCCUUACCUGGGAUUGUAAAGGGAUUACACAAAAUUCAUCUUCUAACACUAAAACGGAGUAUAUUGUCACAUUCACAGUCAACAAAACCUUUAAUGGAAGAGUUUGCACCUGCUUUGCUACACAUCCUAUUGAUUCGUACAGACCGAAUGUACAACAUCAGUUGGCUGUGUAUUAUGCGCCUGGUGAACCAGCUUUACGUUUAGGAGAAGAAUUUCCGUGGUUUGAAGGGAACACAGUAAUAGUUAAUUGUUUAGCUGAUGUUGGGAACCCGGAGCCAGUUUACAAAUGGAUGAUAGGCAAACAGACACAGAUGCAAAACAAUUCCCGUCUACAAAUCGAACCACUGUCUAAGACACACAAUGACCAGGAAAUUAAGUGCUCUGUCAAUAACGAUUUCACGUUAAGAAACAACAUCAUAUUGCAACCAGCAUUUUUGAAACUUAACGUUGAAUAUAACACCAGUGUAACUGAAGUGGAUAUUUUAAAUGGUUUAACAUUUCCUGAAAAUGUAACAGCUAUAUUGCGAUGUCAGGUAACUGGAAAUCCACUACCGAAUGUUACUUGGUAUUUCAUAUCAGAUGAAACAAAACAAAUUCUGCAGAGAGAAGACCGGAUUGUCGUAAGCAGUUAUAUUAUUAACACAACUAGUUGUCUGCAUACAGGAACAUACGAAUGUGCAACUGAAAAUACAGUAAAUGGAUUGAAAAUAACCGAUAGUAAACAGACUGACCUGAAAGUUACUUGUUCGCCACGUUUAGAUAAUCGGUACAGAGAAAUUCCAGCAACAGUUACCACUGAAAUUGGCAAUGAUUUGAAUCUAACCGUAUUUCUUGUUGCUAAUCCACCACCCAGAAUUCCAACACCGCCUGUACAUAUUAAUAUUAUUUGUAAGACAAAGUCUCUACACGUGUUAUGGGUGUCUGAAUUCAAUGGAGGACGGGAACAAACAUUCUUUGUUGAGUAUUGGAUAUCAUUACAGCUAAACAACAAAUCUAGAUCGGGAGCAGUAAUGGAUUUAGGUGAAUCAACGACUAUCAAAUAUGACGUUAAAGGAUUAUUGCCAAGAACAAAUUACAGCGUUCGCAUCUUAGCAUCGAAUGCAAAUGGUAUAUCUGUAUCAGAAAAGGUUGAGUGCAUAACUGAUUUGGAAAUAUUUACAGUAAAGAUCAACACCAUACAACUGGAAGGAAACAAUGAUACAGUGUAUGCUGGUAUUGCAAUGCUUACAGGAGGAGUAAUUUUAAGUGUAGUUAUCGCUUUAGCAUUCCUUAUCCGUUUUAGAAGAAACUCAAAACAAUCUGUGUAA